Messenger RNA from Botrytis sinoallii, 327 nucleotides. RefSeq lists its product as uncharacterized. The record is from RefSeq and is a predicted model, not a curated record. NCBI's taxonomy places the organism in Eukaryota, Fungi, Ascomycota, Leotiomycetes, Helotiales, Sclerotiniaceae. The transcript has 2 exons. Bases 1 to 327 code for a protein of 108 amino acids.
AUGGGCAGAGCUAAAUCUAAUGAGCUUCAUGAGAUCCUGACCAUACAGUCUCGACAAACAGCGAACCAAGAGACUCAAUCGUUGGGCUCAAUGGUAUCUGUUUCCUCCAUCAACGUGAGAACACUCCCAAAGUUUAUUUUACACAACGCCAGCAGAGCAACGCACGAAGUUGAUUUGUAUCUUAUUGGAUGUAUCGAAUCAUAUGUACACUCACCUACGACAACAUUCAUCGAUAUCGACAUCGACAUCGUCAUCACCAUCACUAUCACUAUCACGAUCACGAUCACGAUCACUGGCACGAAGAAGAACUUAGUUGGAGCUAAUUAG